Messenger RNA from Penicillium angulare, 2133 nucleotides. RefSeq names its product putative chitin synthase activator (Chs3) (gene chs3). NCBI's taxonomy places the organism in Eukaryota, Fungi, Ascomycota, Eurotiomycetes, Eurotiales, Aspergillaceae. The record is from RefSeq and is a predicted model, not a curated record. The transcript is spliced from 3 exons. Bases 1 to 2133 code for a protein of 710 amino acids. Gene Ontology annotation, molecular function: protein binding.
AUGGCUUCUUCAGUGGCAAAUGGCCACGCGCUACCAUCUCCUCCGCCAGCUUAUCUCCGCGAUUCACCCCCACCGCUAUCUUUGCGCGAUUCCAACAUCACCGUGCCUCGAACAAUUCCAACUCGUCCCAGUGAUAUCACUCUCAUCGGAAAACAAAUCUCCAUACAAACCGAGUCUGAGCAUUUCUCCGUGGUUCAAAACUCCCCACGCUCCCCGGUUAGAAUCGAUAGCGGAGCUCCAGUUCCCCGCCCAUCCAGUGUACAAAUCGAAAAUGUCACCAAUAUUCCAGCAACACCGCAGUUGCAGCUACCAGAGUUUGCUCAGGUGUCCCUCAAUGACCCUACACCCCCACAACAAUCGUGGAACCCUUCACAUCCUCUGCGACGCGACUCCUUACCAGCAGCGCCGUAUUCACAAUCGCGCCCAUACGGCCAUACCCCAGCUAGCAGCGGAUCGUGGUCGGUGACAGAGUCGCAGUUGAAAGACGAGGCGACGGAUCUCACAAAGAAGAACAUCUCAAUUGAUCGUGCAAACAUGAGUAACCAGAACUCCUCUCGUGGAAGUCUGGAGAGCGACGCGGUUGCCGAAGAGAAUUACGAACCUUUGACGUACCAUCACCAACAGCAACAGAAUGCGCAAUCUCAGACGCAGGCAUCUAAGCGCGCAACAUUGGGUAUGGAUUUGGCUGAGAACCCCUCUGGAUCAACUGGGAACUUACUCGCGCGGCGUACGAGAAUUUCUCGUCCCCUCUCUACCUAUUCGUCUGGUUCUGAGGUCGGCAUGGCUGGCCACCGUCGCAAUCUGUCUGCAUCUCCAUACAUGCAUGGCAGAUCCUCAUCGAGGAAUUCAACUGCAUCCCCGGAUAACCGAUCGACUUCCUUCCUGGACCUGCUUAAUACAUCAUACCCGCAACCUGGUCCAAGUGUUUCCCAGUUCGACAACUCGCACCUUCAAUCCGCCGUCGGCAACAACGCUUCGCUGUUAAGCCAUAAGCAAACUUUUGAAAUGUACCUUCAAAACGUGAAGAAGACUGAUGCACCGGCCGUGCAGUACGAGUUUGCCGUAUUCAUGAUUAACUCCAUGCACGAAAUGCCCAAUGUGGACCUCGAGGACACAAUGUCCAUCACUCGAGCUCGACUUCUUCGUGAAUCAAAAUCUAUUCUCCAGCGACUAGCUGAUCGCAGCUACCCAUUUGCACAAUAUUACCUCGGCGACGGGUAUGCCUCCGGAUUAUUCAACAAGGGCAAGGAAGACUAUGACCGCGCAUUCUCGCUCUUCGUCGCUGCUAGCAAACACGGCCAUGUGGAGGCUUGUUACCGUGCCGCUUUAUGCUACGAAUUCGGCUGGGGAACAAGAGCAGAUGGUGGGCGUGCAGUUCAGUUCUAUCGACAAGCUGCAUCGAAGAACCACCCCGGUGCAAUGAUGCGUAUGGCCAAGGCCUGCAUAGCCGGUGAUAUGGGAUUAGGGAAGCGGUACCGCGAGGGCAUAAAAUGGAUGAAGCGUGCGACCGAGUCUGCGGAUACGCAGUAUAACUCUGGUCCGUACGAAUUGGGCGUGCUGCACGAAACAGGCUUCGGGGAUGAUGUUUUCGCCGAUGCAUCUUACGCAGCGCAGCUUUUCACUAAGUCUGCUGAAUUGGGCCAUGUUGAGGCUGCUUACAGAAUGGGAGAUGCAUAUGAGCACGGCAAAUUGAACUGUCCUCGUGAUCCGGCGCUGAGUAUACAUUUCUAUACCUCGGCGGCACAGGCGCAGCACCCCCUCGCUAUGAUGGCUUUGUGUGCAUGGUAUAUGGUGGGAGCAGUACCUGUCCUUGAGAAAGAUGAAAACGAGGCCUAUGAAUGGGCUCUGCGUGCCGCUAAUCUUGGUUUGGUAAAGGCUCAAUAUGCAGCUGGAUAUUUUACGGAAAUGGGACUUGGUUGCCGACGUGAUCCUCUCGAAGCAAAUGUAUGGUACGUCAAGGCCGCUGAUCAAGGCGAUGAGCGAGCCAGAGCGCGCCUCGCUGCGAUUAGAGCUGCUGCGGAGGGUGCCAACCCUGCCUUUCAUGGUCGCAAUGGAGCCCGCCCUCGCAAAGAGAAGAAGAGUCAUCCCCAAGAUCCCACUAAGCAAAAGCAAAAGCGAUUUGCCAUUUUCUAA